Arabis nemorensis is the source of this 1008-nucleotide messenger RNA. The record is from the annotation of a GenBank genome assembly. NCBI's taxonomy places the organism in Eukaryota, Viridiplantae, Streptophyta, Magnoliopsida, Brassicales, Brassicaceae.
AUGGAUCAGAUGUCACCUGAUAACAUAAAUGGACUUAUUUUAGCAGUCUCUUCAAGUAUUUUUAUUGGAUCUAGCUUCAUCAUCAAGAAAAAAGGUCUCAAGAAGGCCGGUGCAAGCGGAGUCCGUGCAGGCGAAGGAGGACACGGAUACUUAUAUGAACCAUGGUGGUGGGCUGGAAUGAUAACUAUGAUCGUUGGGGAAGUAGCCAAUUUUGCAGCCUAUGCAUUUGCACCAGCUAUUCUAGUAACACCUUUGGGAGCUUUAAGUAUUAUAUUCAGCGCAGUGCUCGCGCAUUUUAUUUUGCAAGAGAAAUUACAUAUAUUCGGGGUGCUUGGUUGCGUUCUCUGUGUUGUUGGGUCGACAACUAUAGUCUUACAUGCCCCACAUGAGCAGAAAAUAGAAUCAGUCAAGCAAGUAUGGAAGCUUGCCAUCGAACCAGGUUUCCUUGUGUAUUCUGCUGUGAUCUUGAUUGUGGUACUUGUACUGAUCUUCUACUAUGAACCGCGCUAUGGGAAGACUCAUAUGAUAGUAUAUGUCGGAAUCUGUUCAUUAAUGGGAUCUCUUACUGUUAUGAGUGUUAAAGCUGUGGCCAUUGCCAUAAAGCUGACAUUUUCAGGGAUGAAUCAGUUCAAGUACUUCCACGCGUGGAUUUUCAUUCUAGUAGUUACCAUUUGCUGCAUCUUGCAAAUCAACUACUUGAACAAGGCAUUGGAUACAUUCAACACGGCGGUUAUUUCUCCGGUUUACUACGUUAUGUUCACAACUUUCACCAUCAUAGCUAGCAUGAUCAUGUUCAAGGAUUGGGCUUCGCAGAGCGGGUUAAAGAUUGCGACAGAGUUGUGCGGUUUUGUGACAAUAUUGUCAGGAACAUUUCUGCUUCAUAAGACGAAAGAUAUGGGAAACAGUGGAAGUACAAGUGGAAGUGGUCGUGGCUCUGUCUCUAUACCCAGAGACACUCCUGUCUUUACCAAUUCAGGAUCCGGUCGGAGCUCUAGCCCGGAAAAAUAG